ACUAUGUUAAGCGAUGGAUUAUUAACGUGGUGAUUGCCUACACCUACACCAAAAAGCCCUCAGUAUAGCUAAUACAAAAGAUAAGAUAUACAAGGGUUGUUAUAUGUAUAUGGAUGGAUAUAGACGAUCAAGCUGUACCGUCUAAUUAACAACUUCGCAUCUGAUUCGAGCAAGAGCAGUGCCAGUCCGCCUAGAGCUGUACUGUACCUUUCUUUUGGUACUGCUGUGCUGUGCUACUUAAGAUACACACACGGGCGGCUACGACUACGAAUUGCCUCCGGCUAGAGCGAUAGUCCACCAAGUCAAUGGCGGCGGAGCAGUGCCAGUCCUCAGGCGGCAGCUCGCCGCGGCCUCGCGCCGCAUACACCAUCGGCUACGCGAUGCUGCCCAACAAGCACGAUACCUUCGUCCAGCCGUCGUUCAUCGACCUGGCAGCGCAGCACGGCAUCCGGCUCGUGGCGCUCGACGCCUCCAGGCCGCUCGCGGAGCAGGGCCCCCAGCUGGACCUCGUCGUGCACAAGCUGUACGGCCAGGCGUGGCGCGCGCGGCUGGAGGCCUUCUCGGCGCUCCACCCGGACGUCCCAAUCAUCGACCCGCCCGCCGCCAUCGACCGCAUCCUGGACCGCUUCACCAUGCUGGACGUCGUCUCGGGGCUCGACUGCGUGGCCGUGCCCAGGCAGGUCAUGGUCCACGACGCCGGGGCCCUGCAGCAGGCCGCCGACGCCGCCGCCGACGACGUGCUCGGCCUCGGCGGCCUCCGGUUCCCGCUCGUCGCCAAGCCCGUGGAGGUGGACGGCAGCGCGGCGUCGCACGACCUCUGCCUGGUGUACCGCCGCGAGGGCCUGCGCGGCCUGCGCGGCCGCCCGCCGCUCGUGCUGCAGGAGUUCGCCAACCACGGCGGCGUGCUCUUCAAGGUGUACGUGGUGGGCGACCGCGCCACGUGCGUGGUGCGGAGCAGCCUGCCGGACGUGCCGCCGGAGCGCCUCCGGGACCCCGCCGCCGCCGCCGCGGCCCCCUUCGCCAACAUCUCCCUCCUCGCCCCCAGCGGCGGCGACGAGGGCUCCGAGAAGGUGGUACCGCCGCCCCAGGACUUCGUCGACAGGGUCGCCCGCGAGAUCCGGCGGGCAGUGGGCCUGCACCUCAUCAACUUCGACCUCAUCCGGACGAGGGACGACGCUGCAGGCGGCGACGCCAAUAAGUACCUCGUCCUCGACAUCAACUACUGCCCGGGCUACUCCAAAAUGCCCGGCUUUGAGCCUGUCCUCACUGAAUUCUUCCUGGAGAGGCUUCGCUCUCGCAGCAGAAGCAUCGAUGAGCGGCCUGCCCCGGGGGCGGAGGCGAGGCAGGCAGAGGCAGAGGCAGAGGCCGAGCCCAGCAGCGCCACCAUCCCCAUCCCGCCGGGAGCGGAGGCGAGGCUGGCUCAGGCCUAAAUUCGCCAGGUUCCUCACAUCAUCCAGUUUGUUUAAUUUGGACCAUAUACACCAGUGAAGCGUGAAGUGAAGCCGCCUUGAUUCUAACCUUUCAUUGCAAAGGGAAUUAAAUAAACACCAGUUGCUUUGUACCCUUGAUCCAACCAAAUUAUCGUUGCAUGCGUUCAGCUGGUUCCUUUCAGCAAAUUUCUGCUUCUUCUAACGCA
This is a messenger RNA of Zea mays, 1636 nucleotides long. RefSeq names its product inositol-tetrakisphosphate 1-kinase 4. Gene Ontology annotation, biological process: inositol trisphosphate metabolic process. The coding region runs from base 306 to 1430 and encodes 374 amino acids. NCBI's taxonomy places the organism in Eukaryota, Viridiplantae, Streptophyta, Magnoliopsida, Poales, Poaceae. Gene Ontology annotation, cellular component: cytoplasm. The transcript has a single exon. The record is from RefSeq and is a predicted model, not a curated record. Gene Ontology annotation, molecular function: magnesium ion binding; inositol-1,3,4-trisphosphate 5-kinase activity; inositol-1,3,4-trisphosphate 6-kinase activity.